CUCCUCUUCUCUUCUCCUACUUCCUCUUCACACCAGUUCCUCUUCUCUUCUCCUACUUCCUCUUCACACCAGUUCCUCUUCUCUUCUCCCUGAAUCGCGUGCGUUCCUGUUGUCUUGAGCCUUGAAGAAUGAAUUCUUCAUCCGCUUCGUCCUCCCGUUCCAGGACAAUGUCUGCAAGUGGAAAGGCCAGGUGUCAAUGUGGUCUCACUCUCAUCAUCUACACAGCUGGUACUCGAGAAAACCCAGAUAGGAGAUUUUUGAGGUGCAGAAGAUGGCAAUUUCCAGAUUCUUGUGGUUUCUUUUUCUGGAUUGAUGAACCACUUAUGGGAAGAAAUGCAGCUCAGGGAAGGCAUGCUCAAGUUGAAAGUGAUGCAAUGAGUUUAAAUUCUGAGAUUGGUAAUGGUCCUGUCACCUCUGUGCAUGUUCUUCCUGAUUUGAAUAAAAAGAUUAACAAACUCAAGAAGAAGCUUGAAGUUGAGAGAUUCCAGAAGAAGAUUGCAUGCUUGUUCACUGUCCUUGCAAUGAUGGUAGCAGUGUGGAGUUUAUGUAUUAGAAAGGGUUGAAAAGUUUAGUUGAGGGAUGGUAGUAUGGAGUAUGUAGGCUAAGGAAGUAUGGAGUAUGCCUGUAUCUUGUGUAUGGAAGUAUGUAGGCUAAUGAAGUAUUUUGUAUAUCUAUCAUGUACUUAUUGCAAGGAUUCCCUGAAGUUAAUGAAAAGAAGAAUAGUUGUUGGGCUACUAUUGAUGUCAUUUAUUUCUUUUGGUUCACAUUGAACUUCAUUCAUUAUACACAUUGAAUAGGCUCAUUGAAUAAGAUUAAAAUGACACAGCAAAAAGAGGCAUCUAAUUAGAAUUAGGUUAACCAUCAACAGCAAUACAUAAGGAGUUAAACUACUCCACUAGUCAUUGUUUGAACAAA
Molecule: messenger RNA, 915 nt
Organism: Lotus japonicus
Lineage: Eukaryota; Viridiplantae; Streptophyta; Magnoliopsida; Fabales; Fabaceae
Exons: 2
Coding region: 129-563 (144 amino acids)
Molecular function (GO): zinc ion binding
Source: RefSeq, a predicted model, not a curated record